GGCCGCGGGUGUACCGGCCCCGCCCCGGCCCCGCCCCGCCCCGGAGCCGCCCGGGACUCGGGGACGAGGGAGGGCGGCACGGCCCCAGCUGCCCGCGGCGUCGGGUUCCUGCUCGCUCCUGGCCGGCCCCUGCAGGUGCCAUGAGUGAAGAGGACUUCCACAGGAGCGUGGCAGAUGCCCAGGAGUGGAUGCAGGCUGUGCAUGAGCGGCUGCACGCUAACGACAACACCCAGGGGCCCCGGGCGGCCCUGGAGGCCCGGCUGCAGGAGACGGAGAAAAUCUGCCAGCUGGAGCCCGAGGGGCGUGUGAAGGUGGACCUGGUGCUGGGGGCGGCGGAGGCCUUGCUGGCGAGCUGCCAUGAGACCCAGAAGCCCGAUAUCCUAGCCCGGCUGAAGGACAUCAAGGCCCAGUGGGAAGAGACGGUCACCUACAUGACUCACUGCCACAGCCGCAUCGAGUGGGUGUGGCUGCACUGGAGCGAGUACCUGCUGGCCCGAGACGAGUUCUACCGCUGGUUCCACAAGCUGACGGUUACGCUCGAGCCCCCCGUGGAACUGCAGCUGGGCCUGCAGGAGAAGCGGUGGCAGCUGAGCCAUGCCCAGGUGCUGCUGCAGAACGUGGACCACCAGGCCGUGCUCCUGGAGCGGCUGCUGGAGGAGGCAGCCUCGCUUUUCCACAGGAUCGGAGACCCCAGCGUGGACGAAGAUGCCCAGAAGAGGAUGCAGGUCGAGUACGAUACAGUGAGGACCAAGGCCCAGGACCGGGUGCACCUGCUGGCUCAGGUGGUCCAAGAGCAUGAGCAGUACCAGGCAAAUGUGGAUGAGUUCCAGCUGUGGCUGCAGGCAGUGGUGGAGAAGGCACACAGCUGCCUGGGACGGAACCGCAAGCUGAGCCCCACACACCGACUCUCUGCGCUGCAGGACAUCGCCCGGGAUUUCCCCAGGGGAGAGGAGUCGCUGCAGCGGCUGGAGGAGCAGUCGGUCGGUAUCAUCCAGAACACGUCUCCCCUGGGUGCGGAGAAGGUGGCCGCAGAACUGGAAGACAUGCGGAAGGUUCUGGAGAAACUGCGGAUGCUUUGGGAGGAGGAGGAGGAGCGGCUGCAGGGCCUGCUCAGGGCCGAGGGAGCCUGCGAGCAGCGGGCCCAGCAGCUGGAGGCUGAGCUGGGAGAAUUCCGGAAGCGCCUUCACGGGCUGGCCCAGGAGGGGCUGGAACCUGCGGCUAUGGCGAAGGCUGGCACGGAGGAUGAGCUGGUGGCGCGCUGGAGACGCUGCACGGCUAUGCAGGCGGCCCUGGCCUUGGAGGAGCCCCGGGUGGAGCGGCUACAGGCCCAGCUGAAAGAGCUCCUGGUCUUCCCACAUCACCUGCAGCCUCUCUCCAAAAGUGUUGUGGCCGCCAUCCAGGAUUAUCAGAGCCUAAAGGGGAAGAACACGAGGAUGCGCAACACUGUGGGCGCACAGCUGUGGCAGCGCUUCCAGCGGCCCCUGCAGGACCUGCAGCUGUGGAAGGCCCUGGCCCAGCGGCUCCUGGAGGUCACGGCCAGCCUGCCAGACCUACCCUCCAUCCACACCUUCCUGCCCCAGAUCGAGGCGGCCCUGGUGGAAAGCUCUCGCCUGAAGGAGCAGCUGACCAUGCUGCAGCUCAAGAAAGACCUCCUGGGCAGCGUCUUUGACCGGGACAGAGCAGCGGCCCUCCUGGAGGAGGUGGCGAGUUUGGUGAGGGACAGGGACCUGCUGCAUAACAGCCUCCUGCAGCGGAAGAGCAAGCUGCAGAGCUUGCUGGCCCAGCACCAGGACUUCGGGGCCGCACUCGAACCCCUGCAGAGGAAGCUGCUGGACUUGAAGGUCCAGCUCCUUGCUGAGAAGGAGCUGCAGCGGGACCUUCCUGAGAAGCAGGCGCAGCUCUCGAGGUUGCAGGGGCUGCAGGAGGAAGGACUGCAGCUGGGGGCGCAGGUGGAGUCUGUGAAGUCACUGGUACAGGAGAAUUCCAGCCACCAGCAUAGAUGGGGCCAGCUCUCCUCUGACUGCCAGGCCCUGCAGCGGGCUCUGGAGGACCUCGUGGAUGACCGUCGGCAGAGUGUGCGGGAGCACUUCACCUUCAGCCACGAGCUGCUGGAGCUGCGGCAGUGGAUCGCUAUGCUCACGGAGAAGCUGGAGGCGCGCCAGGGAGACGGCGCAUCCCAAGAGGCCGAGGUAGAGAGGCUGCUGGAAGACUUCCCGGAGAAGGAGGCCCAGCUGCUGCUGACCGAAGCACAUGGCCGCUUGGUGCUAGAGAAAUCUUCUCAGGAGGGGGCCAGGGGAAUCCAGGAGCAGCUGAGGGAGCUGACGGAAUCCUGGCAGGCCCUGCAGCUGCUGAAGGAGCGCGUACUGAGCUUCAUCAGGGACCAACAGCUGCAGAGGACGGAUAUGGAUUCAGGGAAGGGAAUGGUUUUCACCAACAACAUCCCCAAGCCUGGGUUCCUCAUCGACCCUGCGGAUCCUCUUCCCAGGCAUCGCCGGGGGGCACACCUGCUCAUGGAGGAAGGGGGCAGCCGGGAGGAGCCAUCCCGGCUCCUGAGGGACUUCAAACAGUGGCUGCAGUUGGAAAACACCAAGCUGGUUCAGAUCGUCGCAGCAAGAGCCAGCACCGCUGAGGACCUGGCGGCCCUGGAGCUGCAGGAGCUGGAGGCACACGUGCCGGAAGGUCAGCAUCUCUUCGAGUCCCUUCUUCAUCUUGCACCUGCACGGGAGACCUCGGAGGAAUUGGAGGAUGUGCGCUACCGAUGGAUGCUAUACAAGUCCAAGCUCAGGGACUCCAGCCACCUGCUGACGCUGAGUUCUCCGGGGGAGCUGCCUGGAUGCCAAAAGACUCGGCGGCGGCGAGGCCUUGGCCAACUCUUCCGGAAGGCAUGCUGCACAGCGCUCCCACUGCAGCUGCUGCUGCUGCUGCUGCUGUUGCUGCUGUUCCUGCUGCCCGUCGGGGACGAGGCCCGCAGCUGCACGCUGGCCAACAACCUCGCUCGCUCCUUCACACUCAUGCUGCGCCACCAUGGCCCCCCGCCCACCUAGCCGGCCAGCCACACAGGCCUCCGAGCAGUCCCAGACCCACCUACGGGCACAUCGGCGGGGAACCUGGUCCCAGCCUGGACAGCUGCAGCACCGCCUAAGCACACAUACCGUGUCAGUGUUCCCAGCACCAGCUUACCUCGGAUGCAGCGUGGUCUGCAUCUGUGUGUACUAACCAUGCGUGUGACUGAGCAAUCCCGUGCGGCUCCCUGCAGAUGCUCCGUCUGAUGUCCUGGGACGUCUGUUAGUAGCUGGGGGGAUUCCCAGCAAGGAGCCUUUGUAGCAUCUGUGCCUUCAUUUGCAGGCAGCACCGGAGCCUGGAAUGAUGAUGACCGAUCCUCUCUCAUGGCAGCCUCUUUUCCAGAAGCGCAUGGACAGGCCUCUGGGUGCCAGCACAGGAGUGCAGCCUGGGCUCUCGUGGCCUGCCUCAUGAUGCUGCUUUAUGCACAGUGAGAAUGCGUACGCCCGUCUACUUCUCAAUUCCAGGCUGUGGAUUGCAGUAGAAAUGGCGACAGCCAGAGGCAGGCCUGGUGACAGCUCCUAGAUGUGAGGCGUGAUGAGGACAGGGGGCGAGGGGACAUGGGCAGGAAGCACUGGACAGGUCAGCUGGUGAUGUCAGGUGCAGGAGCGCCAG
This is a messenger RNA of Ochotona princeps (American pika), 3675 nucleotides long. It is a transcript of the gene SYNE3, whose product is annotated as spectrin repeat containing nuclear envelope family member 3. The coding region runs from base 141 to 3044 and encodes 967 amino acids. Gene Ontology annotation, molecular function: actin filament binding. The transcript has 18 exons. Gene Ontology annotation, cellular component: cytoplasm; meiotic nuclear membrane microtubule tethering complex; nuclear outer membrane. The record is from RefSeq and is a predicted model, not a curated record. Gene Ontology annotation, biological process: nuclear migration. NCBI's taxonomy places the organism in Eukaryota, Metazoa, Chordata, Mammalia, Lagomorpha, Ochotonidae.